CGUGCUCCCCCCCGGUCCUAACCCCGCAUAUAGGAAAACUAGUAUUAUCCUUCGGUAGGCUUUCGUAUCACUAAGUGAAUCCGCAGAUCACUGGGAAUGAGCACUUUUGGACCUACGAAGGAUCCUUCACAUCUCGCGAUACGAGCAGCUCGCGGAGACGCGGUCUCAGCUGUGCUGAAUAUAACCUAGGGGUCCAGAUCUCUCAGGGAAAAAAAACAACAACGGCAUGUGUUAUUCACUGAUGGGAGCGAUGUUUGUGUCAUAUUGCCAACUUUAAAGCCAUUGGGACGGGUUUCAGUGGAUAGCAAAAUGAAUAACCGAGCAGGUUCCUUUAUAUGGAACCUCAGGCAAUUCAGUGCUUUAGCUCCAACAAGCAGAGUUGUGAGGCUGUAUCCUUUGGAAUUUUGCAGAUCAAAAAUUGUUUAUUCAAACGGGAGCCCAAGACACCUCUUAAAUCACUUUGAUGAUCAAGUGCAAUCAUCUGUUAGAAAUCUCUUUCAGAAUGCCUUGUUCUUUAAGUCAGGAGAUGACUCUCAAACAAAGAGUUUAGGUGCUAUAACAGCCCUUAGAGUUAGUGGGCUGCUUUGUCCUAGAAGACUAUCCUUUGACUCAAAACACUCUCCUGUCUGUGACGAUGGACUGAAGAAAAUAAACUUUCAUCAUGAGGCCUCCGUUGAAGUUGUUCGCACCAAGGAAACAAAACCCACCCCUGUCAGCUGGAGAAAACUGUCUCAGGAGUGUAAUUCCCUGAGUGAUGUGUUAGAUACGUUUUCAGAAACACCAACAUUUCCUAGUAGUAACUAUUUCUCAGCAAUGUGGACAAUUGCCAAAAGGAUGUCCGAAGACCAGAAACGCUUUGAGAAACAACUGAUGUUUAACCACCCUGCAUUUACCCAGCUGUGUGAACAAAUGAUGAGGGAAGCCAAGAUCAUCUACUAUGACCAUGUGCUGUUCAGUCUUCAUGCCAUAGUGAAGCUCGGUGUUCCCCAGAACACGCUGUUGGUGCAGACUUUGCUGAGGGUGGCCCAGGAACGUAUCAAUGAGUGUGAUGAGAAAUGUCUUUCAGUUUUGUCAACUAUUUUAGAGGCAAUGGAGCCGUGCAAGAAUGUGGAUGUUCUCCGAGCAGGAUUGAGGAUACUAGUUGAUCAACAAAUUUGGAAAAUAGAACGUGUCUUCACGUUACAAACUGUGAUGAAAAGUAUUGGAAAAGAUGCACCAUUUUCUCUUAAAAGGAAACUGGAGAUGAAAGCUGUGAGGGAAUUAGACAACUUUUCUGUGUUGAAUAGCCAGCACAUGUUCGAGGCGCUGGCCUCGAUGGAUCACCGUUCUGUUGCCCUUCUGAAUGAGUGCAGCAAGACGGUCAUAGGUAAUAUCCAUGGGUGUCCUAUUAAAAUGUUGAUCAACAUAGUGCAGUCUUGCAGAGACCUCCGAUACCAUAAUUUGGACCUUUUCAAUGGGAUAGCAGAUUAUGUGGCUGCAACUUUUGACAUCUGCAAGUUGAAACAUGUUCUCUUUCUCCUCAUUUUAUUUGAAAACCUUGCCUUUCGGCAUGCUGGUUUGAUGGACUUAUUUAUGAAGAAAGUAGUGGAUAAACCCGGCUUUCUGAACGUGAAGAGCCUUGUCUCUAUUCUUCAUGUGUAUUCUUCUCUGAAUCACCUCCACAGGUCCCAGACCCAAGAGUUCCUCAACGUCACAGCCAGCGCUCUGACUGGCUGUCUCCACCACAUCUCCUCGGAAAACCUGUUGAGUGCUGUGUGUUCAUUUUGCUUGAUGAACCAUUUUCCCUUGGCUCCUAUUCAUCAGCUUCUCCAACAGGACCUUGUCGACGAGCUGCUGAUGUCAGAUAACAAGGAGAGGAACAUUCACAAGCUUCACAUUUUGGCCGCCUGUCUAAAGCUUGAUGACGUUCCUUACCAGAAGGCCGCAGACUUAGCACUGCCAUCGUCGCCGUCCACACCGUUGCACCCAAAUGCAAAGGUUGCCGAGGUGCUGAGUAGCCUCCUGGGAAGGGGGUACUUCUCAGAAAAUGUACAGUUGCCGCAUAACUAUUACAUCGAUUUUGAGAUCAUAAUGGAUUCCAACAGGAGUCAAGUGCUUCCACUUUCUGAUGUGAAUGUGGUAACUUCUACAGAUAUUCAAAGGGCCUGCUCUGGUUUGGCAGAAUAACGUAACAUAGUAGCUUGCAGCCUGAGGUACUGAGAAGUGAGGAAUCUGAGCAUCCCUUUAAAAAUAUAAUUUUUUUCCUCUUAUCUGUUAUCUCAGAUAACAGCCAGAGUGUAACAGAGGCAGUGGGGAUGCAAAUGUCUUUUCCCCAAAGGCCAAGAACAGUGACAACAUCACAUUACAUAUCCCACAUUUCUGUUACACGUGCAGAUUGUAUCUCUCUCAGGCUUGUCUUUUAGUGUUUUCAUUUGUGUAUUCGGUCUGCCUGUUCCGUCUUUACGUGCUGUCUCUCUGGGAGACAGUCUGUACAAGAAGAGCAUUUACCAUUUGGUAUUAUCUACACCAGUAUUUCUACUAGUGGUGUAAAUAAUUAUAUUUACUCAGAGAUUAGCAAAACCUUAAAAUGGAUGCUUUCAUAUUUGAAAUUUUUCCUUAUCAGGACCAUAGACACCCUAAAAGAUGAUUGAGGGAUAGGUGUGUGAAGCAUUUUUACAAGCUUUUGAUUCCUGAAGCAGUGCUCAUGUACUGGUGGAGUGUCUCCAGAAGCCCAGUGACAAGGAAGGAAAGGACUAAGACAGUGGGGAACGGCGAGGGCGGCGGUCAGUGCAGAGCGAAACCCGGAAGUCUCCGAGGAACAGCAGUAGGCAGGACCGUGAAUGGUGAUCCCAUUAGUAACUGUUGGCAUGCUGUGUGUUUUUAU
Molecule: messenger RNA, 2863 nt
Organism: Artibeus jamaicensis (Jamaican fruit-eating bat)
Lineage: Eukaryota; Metazoa; Chordata; Mammalia; Chiroptera; Phyllostomidae
Gene: FASTKD2
Product: FAST kinase domains 2
Exons: 11
Coding region: 310-2166 (618 amino acids)
Biological process (GO): regulation of mitochondrial mRNA stability; mitochondrial RNA processing
Cellular component (GO): mitochondrial matrix; ribonucleoprotein granule
Molecular function (GO): RNA binding
Source: RefSeq, a predicted model, not a curated record